AGCAGACUUUGCAAGUCAUGGUUCACCACUCAAAAGUCUUGCACGGGAUGCAUCAUAAACAAUUUGGGGUGGUUCUCUGUUUAUCGAUUGUUUUCAAAGCAUCCGUAUAUGUAGACAGGAGCUGAUUGAUGUCCUCCAACAGCUACCCUCCUGUAUGAUUGUUAUGCGUGUUGUUGUUAUACAUGCCGACGCUGUUACUGGUGCGAGUACAGGUCUUAUUGGACUCCUGGGUGAUUCCCGUGUGCAGCUCGUCGAUGUGUCUGAUGAAGCGAGAGUUAACACUUUUUUCAACUUGGCCGAGGAAUGCGAGCCUUACGGUCUGAUCACUAUCCGUCAGGAUUACCGCAGAGACUCCGCAAAGUUGAUUCACCAGAAGUUGGAAACAUUAUCAACUGUGAACUUGAGUUUGAGGGAAUACUCCCCCGGCUACGUCCAGUCAUCAUGUUCCGACUAUGUACCGAAAUGUGCAAUCGUGUGGGCUCUACUGCUUCGCUUAUGGGAGUGCGAAAGGCAAGGCGAGAGUUCGAAGAUUUCUGAGAGCCUUCCAGGGGAUUCGGGUGAGGAUCUGAAUCACGAAGCUCGGUACAGUUCUACUGUGGAAGUGCUUACGCAGAGAAUCUUACCAUGGUUACAUUUCUGAUGUACAGGUAUCCAAGAGGAGUGAGUUGAUCCUUUCGUUCUCAAGUUAGUUUCUAGAGAGAAUUUGUUGGGUAGUGGGCGUGUCGAAACUAAACAUUUAUAAAC
Messenger RNA from Talaromyces proteolyticus, 744 nucleotides. RefSeq lists its product as uncharacterized. The coding region runs from base 155 to 640 and encodes 161 amino acids. The record is from RefSeq and is a predicted model, not a curated record. The transcript has a single exon. Lineage: Eukaryota; Fungi; Ascomycota; Eurotiomycetes; Eurotiales; Trichocomaceae.